AUGUCCAGCUUGACCGGCGUCACUGCUGCCACUGCCGCACCACCGGUUGAAAACUGGGGUGCGCUCAGGUGGACCACCCGUCAGCGGCAACAGAAACCGGCGGAGGCCAAGAAGGAGGAGAAGACCGGUGACGAGAAUGGCGCCGGCGUCGACGGGGAUACGGAAACCGUGCUACAGCUUGUUUCCUUGCCCAAGCCCCAGCAUCACAGCAGCGGAACGCCUGCAAGUGCGGUGGAGAAGCCCAUUGUUCAGGUUCCUGUUUUUUCCAUCGCAAGUGCCUCGGCAACGACUAAGAACGAUCUCUCACUCUCCCUGCGUCCACAGUCUUCUGUGACCACGACGCAGAGCGCUGGUGGGGGCGUGGCCGUGGAGUUGACCUCCAUUCGUUUUGCGAUUCCCAACGUAUGCGUCGGCCACGAGCAGACGGAAGAGGCAGGGCGUGAGGUGCUUGCCGAGACGCAGGAAGAGAUUAAAAAGUAUCAAGCUUCUCUCCUCGGCGCCGUUGGUGGUGCCGCCAAUGCGGGGGCGGAUAACCAGUUGCUUGUGAUGAUGCCUGGGGGACCGCGCAAGGACGAGCGUAUUGUCGCGGUGCUCGACGACCUCACCCUUUCGUACCCCGCUGGACGCUACAAGCUGGUUCUGUCGAACUACUCCUUGAUGCUGGAGGACAAGAAGCGUGGGGCGUCUGGGAGUGGGGGCGCCGCAGUCUCUGUGCCGCUUAGCGAUAUUGUGCAGUUGUACCUGUGCGACAUUCCCGACAGCGGUGCUGGGGAGCAGGAGAAUGAGGAGCUUGCGCAGUAUGUCGUCGUGAUUCUGCGCAAUCCGUUGAAGGUGCGCACCACGACGUACAACCACCUUGUUAUUUCCUGCCCUGCAGGGUUUGUCCUUGGCGAGGAGCACCCGUGGCGGUGCCAGCUGGAGACGCAGGAGGAGAUUGACGGCUUCCUCGCCGCCCUGCCCCACAACCAAGGCAACGCCGCAAACGCGUCAGCGACAGCAGCAAAUGGCGAGACGGGUGGUAAGGCGAUCAAGAAUACUUUUGCGCCAGUGAUGUCGGGGCGUGUCAGUGAAAUCCUCAUCCGGAUUUUGAAGUCGUUAACAGGCGUAACUGCGCUUGGUGGCUUUAACAAGGAGUACCAAACGAGCAAGGGGCACGCGGUGCUGCGCUGCCUACACCACGGUGCCCACGGGCUUCUCUUCGUCCUGCAGUCGGCCCUCCUGUUCCUGCAUCGUCCCGUGACGCGCGCCCUGUUCAGUGAAGUCACACACGUGGAGGUGGAUGAGUCGGAGGGCGGCAGCACGACGUUCCAGAUGGUGGUUUACGGCAAAUUCGGCAGGCGUGCCAGCGCCGCGGGGGAGAACAAACUCGUUUUCUCCGCCCUCGACAAGCAUGAAAAGGCGGCUCUCCUCUCGUACCUUGCCAAGAAGGUGACGGUGCGGCGCAUCGGCCUCGCGGUCGACGACGAGGAGGAGGAAAGCGACGAUGAGGAAGGGAGCGACGAGGAGGAAGCGAGCGACGAUGACGAUGACGAUGACGACGAAGACGACGACGAGGAGGACGGCGAUAGCGAAUACGAAGCGAGGCGGCAUAAACGUUCCCGCCAAAAGAAGGAGAAGCCGAAGAAGGAAAAGAAGGAGAAACACCACCACCACCACCACAGUCACCACCACAAGAAGCACAAAAAGCACAAGAAGGAGGGAGCGUGA
This is a messenger RNA of Trypanosoma conorhini, 1707 nucleotides long. RefSeq names its product structure-specific recognition protein 1. The transcript has a single exon. Lineage: Eukaryota; Euglenozoa; Kinetoplastea; Trypanosomatida; Trypanosomatidae. Gene Ontology annotation, cellular component: FACT complex. The record is from RefSeq and is a predicted model, not a curated record. Gene Ontology annotation, molecular function: histone binding; nucleosome binding. Bases 1 to 1707 code for a protein of 568 amino acids.